AAAAGGAAGACCGUUCAGGGUCCAGGCUACACACGUGUGUCUUAUUUGCGACUGUGUGCUGCUUUAAUUUGGCUUUCAACAAGGAGAAAGGCUCUCUAAAACUGAACUUGACUUUUACAGUAGCUUCAGAAGUGUUACUUUAAAUGGGCUCAGAAACGGAGGGGAUGCAUUUCCAAGGUUAAUGCUGCAUGUAAGCAACAACGAUGGAUAUCGGGGAUGUUCCGGUGUCGGUUGUGGAUGACAGCCCCGCAUCAAGCCCCAGCCCGGAGCCAGACACGGAUGCUGAAGCGGAACGCAGGCGUUCUGACCCUCUUGGCCGUUCAAGAGUGACCGGCAGAGGGAGGCCGGCAGCGGCUAAUGCCGCCCGAGAGAGGAGUCGAGUACAGACCCUCCGUCACGCCUUCUUGGAACUGCAAAAGACCCUGCCCUCCGUGCCCCCGGACACCAAGCUUUCUAAACUGGAUGUCUUAAUCCUGGCGACUACUUAUAUCGCCCACUUAACCAGAACGCUUCAAGAAGAGGCGGUUGAGGAGGGAGACGGAACUCGACACGCUGAGGUUCUGCAUUCGCUGAAGGGAGUUGGAUACUUGCACCCUGUCAAGAAAUGGCCAAUGAGAUCCAGACUCUACAUUGGUGCCACAGGUCAGUUUUUAAGCACUCCAGUCCAGACAGAAACUGCACACCAAGGAGAAACAUCAUCUGCUUCAAAGCCUUAAUUUCUCUUCUUUCUGCCUUCUGUACAUAAAUGCUGAGGCUUAACAUACAGACAGAAGAGAAGUGAAUAUCUUGUGAAAAAGGGGGAAGUCUUGCUUUUAGCCCUGAGAAUGGGUGUAGGUCUCUUAAAAUUCAUAUAAAAGUUGGACAUUCUGUACCAAUCUCCCUUUUUUGAAAUAUACAAUUCUGCUGAAAAAAACAUUUGUGA
Molecule: messenger RNA, 922 nt
Organism: Polypterus senegalus (gray bichir)
Lineage: Eukaryota; Metazoa; Chordata; Cladistia; Polypteriformes; Polypteridae
Product: transcription factor 24-like
Exons: 3
Coding region: 204-716 (170 amino acids)
Biological process (GO): regulation of transcription by RNA polymerase II; developmental process
Molecular function (GO): protein dimerization activity; RNA polymerase II transcription regulatory region sequence-specific DNA binding; DNA-binding transcription factor activity, RNA polymerase II-specific
Source: RefSeq, a predicted model, not a curated record